CACAACUCCUUUGACGAGAAACGAAACAUCCUAUUCCGAGUCAGAUCGUCAGAAUCACGUCUAGAAUCAAAACCCGCCAGUAAUACCACUAUGUCUACUGAAGCCAUGCACUUGGACCAGUGGCGAACCAUUCAAGCUCUGGCCCCCCUCACAGAGUCCAAGGUAUACAGGGGCACGUGGAAGAAACACAUUUUCGCCUCGCCCUUCGAGAAAGUCGAAGGGUCCAUCUCAACUCAGUUCCUGGACCCCCUCAACUCUACAUCCUGGUCCAAGAAGACGUCGAUGGGCCUGACGACCAGCGUGAGCCCGACGGGCCAGCCGAAGAUGAUAACGCGCCUUUCCUGCGACGAGCCCCCGCUCGACCCAACCCAAGCUACUCCCUGGCAAAUGGCCAGCUUGAUUGUCCGUUGGACAAUGUCAGUGACGCUGACGACUCCGAGAAUUCUUUAUCAAGCGUUACGCCUGCACUUCUCCGGGAAGUUGUUGAUGAGGUCGCGGCCAGCUAUUCGACCGGGGAGCGAGUCGCGGCGUGCCACCAGGGGAGAGAGGGUCCUAGAGUGGUUCUUCCGCCAGUACCUGAUUGAAUGUGUUGCUGCCUACCCCAAGCCACUCGAGGUGGUAUACACUGCUCCUGCAGCCCUUUUACCCGACUCGCUGCAUCUGCACUCACCUUCAUAUCGCACGGAUCUCGAAAAUGCUCAGCGUCUUGCAAUCCAGCCCCUGGACCCAGGCUUCUAUUUCCGCGUCAUGAGCUACCGGGAUGCAGGAGAAGGUGUCUCGAGCGAAGCAACCCCCAAGGGCUUUGAUGCAGAUGCACACUCCGCGCCCCUCUAUGUCUCUGAUACUGAUCUGCUCGACACGUUAAUCGCCUUCCACCCCUGCGAUCACCAAAAGGGUAUCGCUGCCGCCAGCACUUUCUGGCGCGGAUGGUCGGGGCGAUCGUUCAUGGGUCGCUUCGUCUGUGCGCGGCUGCCUCUGCGUUCGCAGCUUGUGUACGGAGGCGCGCUGUGGCGGGCAAGGGCGGAGGGCCUGGCGUGUGGCUACCCGAGUCUAUUAGGGGUAUAUGAUUGUCUCGGGAGAGGGGCCUUGCAAUGGAGCUUCUUCCAGGUGGGUAUGCAUGUUUGUCGGCUGGUACCCCCGGGUCCAGGGGAGGAGACACUCAAGUUGGGUAGUUUGUUGGGGGUCUAUGCUGUGCUGACCUUUGGUUGGGAUUCUUUGCUAUCAAUCGCUCUUUCAACACUCCAGACGUGA
Messenger RNA from Aspergillus aculeatinus CBS 121060, 1251 nucleotides. RefSeq lists its product as uncharacterized. The annotation marks the transcript as partial. Lineage: Eukaryota; Fungi; Ascomycota; Eurotiomycetes; Eurotiales; Aspergillaceae. The transcript has 2 exons. The record is from RefSeq and is a predicted model, not a curated record.